AUGGGAGUUAACGUAUUAAACAGCAUUAAUGCUGGUCCUGAGGAAAUAGUAGGAUGGAUUUUGAUUGGUAUUAAGAACCUGCAGUCAUGGGUCUCUGAGCGCAAAAGCCUAGAAGAGAGUUUGAGACAGGGAGGUACAAACAAAGGAAAGAUUUCAGGUGAGGAAAGAAUGAAAGAAUUGAAGUUAAAGGCUAGGUCUCAAUCUAAAGAAAAAUUGAAACAUGAAGUAUUGCCUGUAGAUACUAUGGAAUUGGCAGAGAGAGCCGUGAUCAGAUACGUUCAGCAACAGCAUUUCUCUAGAGAGAUCAUCGCUUUGCAAAAGGAUCAAGUGGUUAGCAAGUCUAGUAAACUUUGCAAAUUGAAUCCAGUGAUGAGUGGUGGACUUUUGAGAAUCGGAGAUCGUUUAGGUAAAGCUGAACUUUUAUAUGAUGUCAAACAUCCAGUAGUCCUUCCUAAAGAGUCGCCUGUAUCGAAUCUGAUUCUACAACAAAUACAUAAAGAUGUAGGACAUAUGGGGAGAAAUCUCAUGUUAGCUACUUUAAGACAAAGUGAUUUGAAAGGUCAGAACAUUGUUAGUAUUCCAGUAGCAUAUACCAAAGGUAGCAUCCCUGUAACCAAACGACAUAUUCCUACUCAGAGUGAUGUUAAUCAGUGGCCUCAUUUGAAUGCUGUGAAUAUACCACAGAUUGACGCUGAGAUUGGGUUGAUGAUUGGAAAUGCAGUGGCCGACGCAUACACUCCACAAGAAACAUUGACUGGUCCUAGUGGUUCACCGUAUGCAACCCGCACCCGUUUAGGAUGGGCAGUUUGGAAUAUGGUGAGAAGAACACACGAUGAACAGAAGGAAUUUGAUGUAUAUAGAACAGAGGUGACAGCAGUGCAAGAAAUAGAAGAACUCAAGAAUCUAGAAGUAUUGGUGAAACAAUCUAUUAAUCUUGAUUUCCCUGAAAGAGUCAUAGAUGACAAGCAAGAAAUGUCCCAAGAGGACAAAAAAUUCAUGCAUAAGGCAGAAAGUUCACUCAGGUAUGCUAACGGACAUUACGAGAUAGGUUUACCGUUCCGUGAAGAUAGUGUGAGUUUGCCAGAUAAUAAAAGACAAGCUUUACAGCGCUUAAAGUGUACAGAAAACAGAAUGAGGAAAGAUCCUGUAUUCUACGAACAUUACAAGUCAUACAUGAACGAUAUAAUAGACAAAGGAUAUGCUAUUAAAUUGUCCAAUGAAGCACCAGAUUUGCACAAAGGAAAGGUCUGGCAGGAAAGAGUGGCAUUGAUGUCGGACAUUGCUGCGAUGUUUCAUCAGGUUAAAGUUCCCCCCAAGGAUAAUGAAUGCUUUCAAUUUUAUUGGUGGCCCAAUGAGAACAUAGAUGGUGAAUCUGAGGUGUACAAAAUGGUUGUCCACUUGUUUGGUGCGGUAUCCUCUCCGAGCUGCGCAAAUAUGGCUUUACGCAAAACAGUGCUCGACAACAAGGAUCAACUAACACCAGAAGUAGUUGAAGCUGUGAUGAGACAUUUCUAUGUUGAUGAUUGUCUACUGUCCACAAGCUCUGAAAGUAAAGCAGUGACUUUGGUUCAUGAUUUAAUCGAAGCCUGUCAAAGAGGAGGAUUUCAUCUCACAAAAUGGACAAGUAACAGCCGUGAAGUGUUGAAGUCUAUACCACAAAAGGAAAGAGUUGAAGAUGUGAAACAGCUUAACUUAGAUUAUGAUGACCUGACUGUGGAAAGGGCUCUAGGAGUUCAUUGGUCAGCAGAACAAGACACGUUGUCAUAUAAAACAGUAAUACAAGAACGUCCUUUUAAUAGAAGAGGAAUUUUGUCAGUCGUAAGCUCAGUCUAUGACCCACUUGGAUUAGUGGGACCUUUUGUAUUGCCAGCAAAGAUAUUGCUGCAAGAUUUAUGUUACCGUAACAUAGGAUGGGAUGAAGAGAUAUCCCAAACAGAUGCAAAGAUAUGGAAGAGAUGGUUGUCUGACUUAACCCAGCUGAGGCAUUUCACAGUACCAAGGUGUCUCAAACCGCCUGAAUUUGGUGAAGUGAAGUUAUACCAGAUCCACAACUUCUGUGAUUCAAGUGAGAAAGGAUAUGGUGUGACAUCAUAUUUACGUAUAACUAAUGAUAAGAAUCAAAACCACUGUUCUUUAAUUAUGGCAAAAUCACGAGUUGCACCUCUAAAGAAGGUAACUGAUUCCUAG
Messenger RNA from Saccoglossus kowalevskii, 2187 nucleotides. RefSeq lists its product as uncharacterized. The record is from RefSeq and is a predicted model, not a curated record. NCBI's taxonomy places the organism in Eukaryota, Metazoa, Hemichordata, Enteropneusta, Harrimaniidae.